Theileria equi strain WA is the source of this 1036-nucleotide messenger RNA. Its product is annotated as lipid-binding/transfer protein, putative. The record is from RefSeq and is a predicted model, not a curated record. Bases 212 to 1024 code for a protein of 270 amino acids. Gene Ontology annotation, molecular function: lipid binding. The transcript has a single exon. Lineage: Eukaryota; Apicomplexa; Aconoidasida; Piroplasmida; Theileriidae.
CGGAGCAUAUCUCUAUAAUUCGCUUCUUUGGACAAUUUGAGGCGCAGCACUAAAUUUGUUUCCAGAUGCUGGGACUGUUGCACUUUAAAAUUUCUCUCUUGUAAUAAUUAACGAGUUGAUGUGUCGCCUGUGUGCCACUGGAUCGGUGAUUUUCAGGCCAUUUCCACAGAUAAGUUCAUACAAAAUUAACACAUAGCAUUUCCUUUUAAAAAUGACAGUCAGUGGCGAUUCUAAAGAAGUAAACGCUCCAGAAACACAGUCCGGAGAUAAUCCCGAAAAAACCCCUGUAGCCACCAUCGACGGAUAUCUAACAAAGUUCAACGAAGAUUUAAUCUGGCGUUUCGAAAGGGAUCUGACAUUCGCUGACUACACUCUAGUGCGUGAUUACGAUUUUGGAACUUCGAACCUAAAACUCUUUAGCAAACCAAGAAGUGACACAACACUCAAGGAGUUUCUGGUACAGGGAAUUGUUGAUGUGUCCAAGGAAAACCUUCUUGCCCUUCUAACAAACCUAAAGAAUAGGCCACUUUGGGAUAGCACAUAUGUAGAACAUGAGGAUAUAACAUACAUUGAGGAAACCUGUACGGAUGUUACAUUCUCGGUUUCAAAAUACCCGUUUCCUUUAACAAAGAGAACCUAUAUGGUUACAAGGACUCUUUAUAAUACUGAAAAUGGUACAGUCGCACUGCUAAGUCUAGCAACAGACAAAUAUAAAACCGACAAAAAGUAUAGAUGGUCUACUCAUGUAGAUGACUUUGAGAGUCUCCUUAUACUUAAAGAUUGUAAAGAUGAUGAAAAUCAGGCAAGGACUUCUAUGGUAGCUACAUAUUUUGAGAAUCCAAAAGCCAUGGUACCAAACGCAUAUGUAAACUUAAUCACCGGACAAGUCGUCCCAGGAAUCCUAGCUAAAAUGGUUAUCGCAUCUCAAAAGCUGGACCAUAAAGAAUCUGUUGGAUAUUGCGGUAAAUUAAAGUAUAGCACCCUAAAGUUCGAAGACAAGGGAUUGGAACAUGACGAGCUAUAGCGUUACACGGUU